AUGAAUCAAUAUAAUAUUCAUCUUCUGGAUUUGCCUAAUGAAAUAUUACUCAUCAUUUUGAGAAAAUUGAACAAUAUUGAUGUUCUUUAUUCGUUAUUGGACAUUAAUAAUGGACGACUUGACAUCAUCGCGCAAGAAAACACGUUCACUAAUAUUCUCAAUUUCGUAAAUACGAAUAAUAUUUCUUUAAUUGAUCGAUUCUGCAUCUACAUAUUACCAAGAAUUCAUCAGAAUAUCAAAUAUUUCAUAUUUGAACCAGCUGUCAUGGAACGUAUUCUUCUUGCUGCUGUUUAUCCAAAUCUAACUGAACUUAAACUUUUCAAUUUCGAACAACAAAUUGCUUCAAAAUAUUUUACAGAUGAAUCAUCGCUGCGAUCUGUUUUCCAACAACAAAUUACAAGCCUUAUUCUUGUUAAUAAUGAUAAGAGCGCAAGAGUAGGUUCAUUGAAAGAAUAUACAAUAAAUGUAUAUGCGCACAUCUUGAAUUUCUUCAAAAAUUUAACGUAUCUCAAUAUUAUGGGACCAUGUGUUAUGCUGUGUCCAGGUUUAUCACUUUGUGAUUUACCGUCGACUACUUUUUACUCUUCGAUUCUUACCCAUUUGUCUAUCGUGGUGCAAACUUUUGAUGAUUGUCUUUAUUUACUUGAUGGCCGACUCAAGCAAUUAACUUCAUUCAAUGUUAAUGUUUAUUCCAUAGACAGUUUUUCAGCAAUUGUUCAAAACACGGAUAUGUUACCUAAUCUAAAAUGCUUCUCAUUAAAAUCUUACUUUCGAUUUCAACAGUAUGAACAAAUACCAUCUCUUCUUCGUCGUAUGUCUUAUCUAGAACAUUUAACUUUAUAUCUUUGUAUAAACGAUCAACAUAGAAUCACCGAUGGUACUCGUGUUCAAGAUGAUAUUCUUGCUCAAAUGUCACAACUUCAUUCAUUCACUUUCUAUAUUAGUACUUAUAUUGACGGUGAUGAUUUACGUCAUAAUAUAUCUCGUGAACAUAUCCAGCAAACAUUCAUAAAUAUCGGGCAACAAAAUGCGACUACUAUCGUCAAUCGCCUUAGCAGAUCCGUAGUGGAAUGUUCGAUUUUCUCACUUCCUUUUGCAUUUGAUUAUCUUGGAUCUCUUGGCAAUACAUUUCCAAAUAUUAUAUUCAAUUAUGUUACAUAUUUAGUUGUGGAAGAUAAGGAUGCAUUUAGACAUGAAUUCUUCGUUCGAAUCGCCCGAUCGUUUCCAUUACUGAAGGAUUUACGUAUUUUCAAUAUCGAACUGCAGCUAUCAUCAGAUUGUACAUUAUCAUCUGACCAUAGUCAAUCGUAUUCAAUGAUUGAAUAUCCGCAUCUUACUUCACUUGAUGUGGGCUAUAGCCAUCGAGAUUAUCUUGAACAAUUUCUGAAUGAAACAAAGGCAUGUGUACCUUGUCUAACCAAAUUGAAAGUGUCUCCUCGUCACUUAAAAAUUGUGACAAAGAACUUUACAAGAGAAGAAACACGACGCAAUUGUGCGAAGAUAAAACAAUUAAUUACUCUUCAACCAUUGGAUGAUUCACAAGAUUAUUAUCAUUAUUUUCCUUCGUUACAAAAUUUAUUCUUGUUUUGA
Rotaria socialis is the source of this 1590-nucleotide messenger RNA. Lineage: Eukaryota; Metazoa; Rotifera; Eurotatoria; Philodinida; Philodinidae. The record is from the annotation of a GenBank genome assembly.